AUGCAAGAACUGGAUCCAGAACUAGAGGCAUUUCGCCAAAAGUGGCGAGAGGAGGUAUCUGCCAGAGCUCAAGAAAGCUCCAAAUCCAAAUCUUCAGCUGCUGAUCCUUCCAAAUCCAAAGGAGGGGGGAAACCCCUAGCUCGCUCGCGGUUACCUACCUCUCAUACUACGAAAUUCGUAGAAGCGCAUGACGAUGGGAUUGAAUCCCAGACUUUCGGAGGGUCAGAUGAACCAGACCCUUCUGGAAGUAAUUAUGUUGAGCCUUUGAGUUCUGGUGAAGGAGAGAGCGUGCCAGAAUCUGCUUUAGGAUAUUAUGAGAGAGCGGUAGAGAGAGAAAAUCAAGGCAGCCUCGGUGACAGCCUAAACCUCUACCGGAAAGCUUUUCGUAUGGAUGAUCGAGUCGACCAGAAAUACAAGAACAAGCACUUUCCGAAAUCCUCGUUCGUCUCGAAACCUGGCAACCGUAACCCAUCAAAUGCUGCUGCCACCGUGCCUAAUACUGCCCACCACUCCCUCCACGGGCCCCCACAAUCUAUCAAGCAACUUAUUUCAGGGUUCUUCGGUCUCUCGAUUGAACCUAUGCCUCCACCCAUUGAGGGAGCACCUGCCCCUCCAUGCCCCAUGGCAGGGCUACCGAGCGAAAUAAUAACCCACAUAAUGUUGGAAGUGGCUGUUUUGGAUAUUGGUUCCUUCGUCAGACUUGCACAGGUCUGUAAACGAAUGGCCUAUGUGGUGCUCACAGAAGAGCAAAUAUGGAGGCGGGUAUGCAUGGGAUCAGAAUUUGGAUUCGGAGCCAUGCAUUACGAGUGGCAGCAAGAGGUUCUGGGAGGCCCGCUUGAUGACUACCCUCCGGAUAUCAAGGAUUUGGACAAUGACGAGGUAGCACUUGCCCCGGCGGCCCGUCUCAACAAAGAGGAGGCCACAGAACUACUACACAGCGCGUAUGAAUCUUCAUGGCAACAAAUGUUCCGUCUCCGUCCGCGAAUUCGGUUCAAUGGCUGCUACAUUAGCACGGUCAAUUACCCUCGGCCUGGCCAAGCCUCGGUAUCGCAAGUUACAUGGCAUAGCCCAGUUCACAUUGUGACCUAUUAUCGAUACCUACGCUUUUUUCGUGAUGGGACAGUCAUAAGUUUGUUGACCACCGAUGAGCCGGCUGAUGUAGUGCAUUGUCUCACAAAGGACUUUCAGGACACACAUCGAGGCGGUGGAUCAUCGUACCUGCCCUCAGCUGUCAUGCAACACUCCUUACGAGGGCGAUGGAGACUCUCAUCCGCCAAAGAUACUCCUGAUAUCGAUCUAAAAGAGUCCGAAGGAGGUUUGUUUAUUGAAACGGAGGGCGUAAGCCCGAAGUAUAUGUAUCGCAUGGACCUGUCGUUGCGCAGUUCUGGGAGGGUCGCGCGGCAGAACAAGCUUGUAUGGCGGGGCUUCUGGAGCUACAAUGUUCUAACGGACGACUCGGGAGAGUUCACUCUUCGAAACGAGAAACCGUUCUUCUUCAGUCGGGUGAAGUCCUACGGAAAUGGCGCGUAA
This is a messenger RNA of Venustampulla echinocandica, 1530 nucleotides long. RefSeq lists its product as uncharacterized. The transcript has 2 exons. The record is from RefSeq and is a predicted model, not a curated record. Bases 1 to 1530 code for a protein of 509 amino acids. Lineage: Eukaryota; Fungi; Ascomycota; Leotiomycetes; Helotiales; Pleuroascaceae. Gene Ontology annotation, biological process: SCF-dependent proteasomal ubiquitin-dependent protein catabolic process. Gene Ontology annotation, molecular function: protein binding. Gene Ontology annotation, cellular component: SCF ubiquitin ligase complex.